AUGAACAUGCGACGUAUCUACUUGUACAUCAAACGAACCUACCACGAACUCGCCAACCUGCUCUGGCGAAUCUUGGAGGUUCAUAUGUCAAAGAUCAUCGUCAUCUUCAUCAUCGUCGUCUGCACUUAUGAUGUAUGUGCCUUAAACGUCCUCUUGCUGUUGGUUGCUCUCAUACUGUAUCCUCUAAAUUUCCAUCACACUCUCUCCAUCCUGACGAUGUUCUACUCUUCCUUCAUCAUCAUCACCCGCAUGGUCUAUCAGUUGAGUAUAUUCGAAGAGAAAACAUUUACAACCGAAUGUCUGUUCAAGCAGGCUGAGUAUGACGUCAUAGCCUACAAUGGCACGGUCAGCGCUGUUGCCUAUUUCGGCUACAGGAAAACCAACAACAUCUUUUUCGAGGUCAAGUUGUACGUCUGCCUGGUCAUCCUGCUGGCCUUAGAGAUGGUCAUCUCCACGCGACAGAAGCAGCACUACAACCACCCGCGACACUUGCGACCAUACAAGGGAGUCAUCUUCUACGGGGUCAACAGGGGCAACGCUGACGUCACUGUUACCUCGUGGCUCAAGUUUUUUGCCAAUUAUGGAUUUUAUAAGUUUGGAAAAGAGAUCUGUUUCAUCUUCGUGGUCAUCGUCAUGACGACACGCUUGGACGCCUUCAGUUUGGUCCACGGCCUCCUACUUGGGUGCCUCAUCUUCCUACGCAGGUGGGCCUGCCGCCGGGUGUGGCCCGUCUACAUCUUCCUCCUCAUCAUCGCCGUCUUCGUCCAGUACCUCUCGUGCCUCGGACUACCCAAGUCCCUCUGCAUCGAUUACCCGUGGAACUUGAAUGGUUACAGCAAAGUUUUCACGAGAAACCUCAAGGUCUUCCUCUUCCUUCCCGAUUACGUGCUACCUCCGUAUGCUCUCAAAAUCAUUGGUUGCUCCUACCUGGAUUACGUGAAGGUGGGAGUCUUUUACUAUUCCUUCUGGCUGACCCUAUUGAUCCUGUUCAUAGCCGGAACAUUCCGUGUCAACCUGCUUUGUUUGGGGUACUUGCUUGGGUGUUUCUUCUUCCUCUGGCACGGUCAGAGUCUCUUGCUGAAGCCGCUGAAGCACAUUAAGAAAAUGGCUAAUCAUGUUGUUCUAUAUUUUCUUUGCUAUCAUGGUCAAGUGUGCUUUGCAGGAUCGAGACCACAGUUUGAUAGGGAGAAGCUGGGAUUCGCGUGGGAUGCCAUGGGAUUCGCGAUGGUCCUGCUCCUUCUCAGAAUACACAAGUCCUGGUUCUUCCAACAUGUUGUUAAUGAACUUCACGUUGAUAGUGUUCUGGCUUCCAGAGGCAGCGAACUGAUAGUAGAAAUGACUCAACGGAGGAUAGAGACGCAGAGAAAGUAUGAGAUGAGCAUACUGGACAAGAUCAGACUGAAGGUCGAACGCAUCAGAGAGAACCUGCUGAAAAAGCAAGAGGCAACUAAUCAGCCCAUCGUUCAAUAUGCUGAUCAUUAUCAAGUUAUUAGGUCAGGUGACUACUACAUGUUCGAGCACCUUGACCUAGAUUCGAACAGUAGUGAGGUCAAGGACGAAGACAUCCUGUCCACUGAGGCCCAGAAAAAAAUGGCCAAGACCCCUACAGUGGCUGAGCUCUUCAACAUAGUAUCGAUCGCCAACAUGGAGACGGCCAUAAAGUUCUGGAGUGAUUGGAUGAGAGAAAACAGGCCGAAGAAUGACGGAGAGAAGAAGGAAGGAAAAAAGAGAGAUGUUGAGGAGGAAGGAAGAGAGGGUGAUGGUCAUGGGGUGGAAGAAGAGGAUUUGCAAGAAGGGACAUCUGAUGGGACUGUUAUAGUUAGGCCACACCAUAAGCCAGUAGUACCAGAGAACGAGAACCUUCUUGCAAUCAUCAAGGAUGUUACCGGCGCUAAGAACCUCGUGCCCUCUGACGUCGACCCACCCGUCAAACAGAAACGAUCCGUAGCUCAGACGAUCCGGAUAAGUUUCUACUUCGGCUACAUCGUCACUUGGGCUGGCGCUGAGCAGCUCAUCGUCUUCCUCAACAGUCUGGCCCAGGAUUACAUCUCCAUCUCGGAUAUCCUCUUUGAAGAGAAACAGAAGAUUAAAAAGGCAACGAUUCUCUACCGUUCAAACUUGCUCUCGGAGGACAGUUUCCACGAGGAACCAGCUGACUGGGCAAGCCACCACCACCACCGCCAGUACACUGACCACCAACAUCCACAUUCGCCUGAUGCGGCCAGUCCCAUCGACGACGACAAGGCAGUCCUUACGACCACCACCCCAUCAACAACAGCAGACCAGCCACCUCAGCAGUUGUCCUUCAAAUACAAGCUCAAAACUUUCGAUCCUUUCACUGAGAUCAAGAAGAUCGCCCACCUGUUGCAAUCAUCUUCGGCGCAGGAUCUCGCCUCGUCGCAGCAGGACCAGCCACAGACGCCAACGUCCCAGCCGCCUAGUCUUCCCCCUCAUCACCAUCAUCACCUUGCUCUACCGCUGGUUAUAUUCAAUUCCUGUUACACCGUUUUUCUGAGCAACUCUGAACUUCUGUGUUACUUCGCCAUGGUGUUGAAUGCAAUUGUCUACGGCAGCAUCCUGUCCGUGGUCUAUCCGGUCACGGCCAUUCUCUGGGCCAUGAUGACCUGCCCUCGACCCAGUAAACGAUUCUGGCUCUUUGCUAUUGGAUACACGGAGAUAUGCAUAAUCGUCAAGUAUGUCUACAAAUUCGUCAGUCCCUACACUGACCAACCGGACGUUGUGAACAAGGACACUUUAUUUCAAUGGCCCUACAUGCUCGGGCUCGCCAACAUGACGCACUUCGAUAUCUUCCUUCUUUUCUGUCUCUUCUUCCAUCGUUCCGUUCUUAUGAUGCAACCGAAGCAAAAACUGGAGGAUCCUGAAGAUGAGAUGGCAGUUUUGGCAGCUCCCAAACCAUCGAGACCUGCACCAUCGCCAUCAUCGGCAGAACAGGAGGCAUCAUCCCCAUCAUCACUGCCCCCCUUAACGGGUCAACCUUCCACUCUGAGGAAACGAAAUGUUAAAAAGUUUAAAAAUAAAAACGAGAAAGGAAAAAUUGAUGAUGGCGUGGAUGGUAGAGAUGCUGAAGUCGUGGACGGUGAUGCGAGGGAGAAGAAGUCAGAUGACAUCAAGUUGAAAUCAAUGAGGACGAUAACAUUCGAUGGUGACGACGACGCUGGUGCCGCUGCUCUGGCUGGUCAUGAUGAUGAUGAUAACGAGGCUGGUGAUGAUGACGAUGACGAAGAAAGCGGCAUGGAGGAUGAACUCGUCCGAUUGUGUUGCGAGAACCCCCUAAUACGCCCCCUGUACAACUACUGCAACAACCUCCGCGAUCAGUCUUUCAGAGCGGCCACCGACGUUUACGUCUUUAUGUUCCUCACCGACCUCAUCACCUUCCUCAUCGCCGUCUUUGGCUUCUCAUCCUUCGGUCCUAAUGAUGCAUCGGCUAACAACGACGGGAAAGUGACCACUGUGCUCAAAAGUAACAAGGUGUUCCUGAAAUUCAUCUUCCAAAUAUUUCUCGUUGUUCUGAUACAUGCCUGGAUCUUCAUUGGUCUACCCGAAGUCACGCAAAGACGUUUUGUGAACAACGUGGCGGCACAGAUUUGGUACUUUGUGAAGUGUGUGUACUUUGUACUAUCAGCCUAUCAGAUAAGAUCUGGCUACCCCACGUGCGUGCUUGGAAAUUUCCUCACUAAGAAGUACAACUAUUUCAAUCUCUUCAGCUUCCAGGCUUUCCUAGCCAUCCCAUACCUACUGGAAUUGAGAGCCUUGAUGGAUUGGAUGUUCACCGACACCACCCUCUCACUGUCAAGCUGGUUGCAGAUGGAGGACAUUUACGCCAAUGUCUUCUGCGUCAAGUGUAAUAGGAGUGCCGAGAAGCGUUACAAAACGCCUCGAGGUAACAAGAGGGCCGCCCUGGUAAAAUACGGAUUGGGGGGGAUCAUUUUAGUGGCCCUGGUCAUCAUCAUCUGGUUCCCUCUCCUCCUUUUCAGUAUGUCCAAUGCCAUCUUCCUUACAAGUCAGCCGUCUGAAGUUUAUGUCGAUAUCAAAAUUGCCGGCUAUGAGGAGUUAUUCAAGAUGACGUCACAAGCCGUCGACCCCUUCACGUCCGCUGAUUAUGAUUACUUCUAUAUGAAAAAUUCAUUUUUCAUGACCCAGUACCAGACGUCGGACAUCUGCAACGUGACAAUCAAGGGGGAGUCAGGUUCGGUGUGGUCUAUCACCCCGCCCGCCCUCAACGACCUCGUCAAACAACUCGAGAGGAAGGACAAGGUCAACUUCAUUUUCAGCAUGCAAGUUCGCAGGGACCCGAAAAUAGGAGGCGAGAUAACGUACGGCCAGUUCAAGAGAGCACUUGACCGGAACAACACGGAAGACGCCAUGAUCAGAGAUGGCCUUAUCAACCUCAUACGGAGAACAUCUAAUGAAUCCGUGACACUGAUGAACGUCUUUCCCCGCCUGAUCCUAGUACCCGCCAAAGGAGUAAUCAGCAGUGUCGAGAGGAGUUUCGUCAAACUGGGACCCAAUGACACAGACACAGAGCAGACGGGCAGUCUGAAACUGACCCUGCACUCACCGAGUAACUUCACGUACUGGUGGUCCAUACAGCAGUACUUCAACACCAGCGAUGACGAGUUCUUCAUGGAGGACCCCACCGCAAGGGCCAACAAAAAUAGGGCCACUCCCAGGCCCAUCAUCUCCACAACAAUCCGUCCCCUCAUGAGAACGAUCCCUCGAACCCGUCAGAAGAACGUCUCGGCCGCACCCACCCACCCGCACCCAGCGACGGACUACGGAGGCAUGCCGUCAGUUGUGGACACCAGCUACUCCGUGUCCAAGGACAAACUCCAGCUGACCAUGUUCAACGAGAGAGUUGCUCCCUCUGGCGUUCUCUCUAUCAUUAAUAAUUACGGCCACGCCGCACGGUUCAACACUACAAAGCUACGAUACAAUCCCCACCUGACACUGCCCUGCACACGACACAGAGUGAUAGGUCUGUACGUAUCUCUUGUGCUCGUCAUCGGCCGCUUCCUCCGAAUGUACAUCCAAGGACUUAGCUUCAAGAUCAUGUUUGUUGAACUGCCCGACCCGCAAGUGCUUCUGACACUCUGUCAGGAUAUCUACAUGGUCAGGGAGUCCAAGGAGUUCAGACUGGAGGAGGAGCUCUUCUCGCAACUUAUAUUCCUCUAUAGGUCUCCUGAGACUCUUAUUAAACUCGCAUAUUCAUUGGCUCAAUAA
Helobdella robusta is the source of this 5241-nucleotide messenger RNA. RefSeq lists its product as hypothetical. NCBI's taxonomy places the organism in Eukaryota, Metazoa, Annelida, Clitellata, Rhynchobdellida, Glossiphoniidae. The record is from RefSeq and is a predicted model, not a curated record. Gene Ontology annotation, cellular component: plasma membrane. The transcript is spliced from 32 exons. Bases 1 to 5241 code for a protein of 1746 amino acids. Gene Ontology annotation, biological process: regulation of membrane potential; detection of mechanical stimulus; cellular response to mechanical stimulus. Gene Ontology annotation, molecular function: mechanosensitive monoatomic ion channel activity; monoatomic cation channel activity.